GACUACUCUGCCGGAGGUAAGAGCGGGGACUCGACCGGCGUAGGCCCGCGGCCUGGCUCUGCAGCUGGUGGGCUCCAGUCUGACCCCUUUGACUCGAUCUGACCUAGUCUGGCCCGCCCGGGCUCAGCGGAUGCUGGGCCGAGGCUCCAGAUGGAAAUCAUAUGACAUACAAUACUUGGGUGACAUCUGCUUGAAAGAUCAUCAAGAAUUACAGAAGACAAAAAUACUAAUGCAUUUGAGAAAGCAGUAAAGUUGGGAGGGUGGGGGAAGAAACAACUGCUUUCCUGAUCUGCAACUUGGCUGGAUGCUAAGAUGUCCGUGGACAUGAAUAGCCAGGGUUCUGACAGCAAUGAAGAAGACUAUGAUCCAAAUUGUGAGGAAGAGGAAGAAGAGGAGGAUGAGGACCCUGGGGACAUAGAGGACUAUUAUGUGGGAGUAGCCAGUGAUGUGGAGCAACAGGGGGCGGAUGCCUUUGAUCCAGAGGAGUACCAGUUCACCUGCUUGACCUACAAGGAAUCCGAGAGUGCCCUCAACGACCACAUGACCAGCUUAGCCUCUGUCCUAAAGGUAUCUCAUUCAGUUGCUAAACUUAUAUUAGUUAAUUUCCACUGGCAAGUCUCAGAGAUAUUGGACAGAUACAAGUCCAACUCUGCUCAACUGCUUGUUGAAGCUCGAGUUCAGCCUAAUCCAUCAAAACAUGUCCCCGCAGCCCAUCCCUCUCACCAUUGUGCAGUGUGUAUGCAGUUUGUGCGCAAGGAAAACCUACUCUCUCUGGCCUGUCAACACCAGUUUUGCCGCAGCUGCUGGGAGCAGCAUUGCUCAGUACUUGUCAAGGAUGGCGUGGGUGUGGGAGUCUCUUGUAUGGCUCAGGAUUGUCUACUCCGUACACCAGAGGACUUUGUGUUUCCAUUGCUUCCCAAUGAAGAAUUGAGAGACAAAUACAGGCGCUACCUCUUCAGGGACUAUGUGGAGAGUCAUUACCAGCUCCAACUGUGCCCUGGUGCAGACUGCCCCAUGGUUAUUCGGGUACAGGAGCCUAGAGCUCGUCGAGUACAGUGCAAUCGGUGCAACGAGGUUUUCUGUUUCAAGUGUCGUCAGAUGUAUCACGCCCCCACAGACUGCGCCACAAUCCGGAAAUGGCUCACGAAGUGUGCGGACGACUCUGAAACAGCCAACUACAUUAGUGCUCACACUAAAGAUUGUCCCAAGUGCAACAUCUGCAUUGAGAAGAAUGGAGGCUGCAAUCACAUGCAAUGCUCUAAAUGUAAACACGAUUUCUGCUGGAUGUGUCUAGGGGAUUGGAAGACUCAUGGCAGUGAGUACUAUGAGUGCAGCCGUUACAAGGAGAAUCCUGACAUUGUCAAUCAGAGCCAGCAAGCCCAGGCCAGGGAAGCCCUCAAGAAGUACUUAUUCUACUUUGAGAGGUGGGAAAAUCACAACAAAAGCUUGCAGCUAGAGGCACAGACAUACCAGCGGAUUCAUGAGAAGAUUCAGGAGAGGGUCAUGAACAACCUGGGGACAUGGAUCGACUGGCAGUACCUACAGAAUGCUGCCAAGCUCUUGGCCAAGUGUCGAUACACUCUGCAAUAUACCUACCCAUAUGCAUACUACAUGGAGUCUGGACCCAGGAAGAAACUGUCUACAGGCCCUGCCCCAGCUACAGCCCCUUUACCUUUUGAUCCUCCUGCUGUACCUAUACAGUUUGAAUACCAGCAGGCUCAGCUAGAGGCUGAAAUCGAAAAUCUCUCAUGGAAAGUGGAACGUGCUGACAGCUAUGACAGAGGGGAUUUGGAGAACCAGAUGCACAUAGCAGAACAGCGGCGGAGAACUCUACUGAAGGAUUUCCAUGACACCUAGUUGUGACAUGGGUGUGCUGGGGUGAGAAAGAUGUGGCUGCAAGGUCUCCCAGCGGCCAUACUGCAUGCUGCAGGCUCUGCCUUUCACCACCCCAGGCAACAGCCAGGGCCCCACUCCUGAGAGACACUGGCAACACCUCUUAGUUGAUUCUGUUUUCUUCUCAUCUUUUCACUUUUCAUUUCUACCAGGGUAAAGGCCAUGUUGAAUUGGCCUCUUUUCAGGACUUUUAAUUUCCCCCUGGAUGGUUGUUGGGAGGGAGGGAGAGUUUUUUCUGAAUGGCUAUGAAUAGUGUUAGAUCAUUACAACUUAUGUAAUUUUCAAAGGUUGUACAAUUAUACAAAAAAAGGCAAAACAUAGGAUAACACAGAGCCCUUUUAAAAAAUAAAUUGGCAUCGGAGUGUUUUA
Nycticebus coucang (slow loris) is the source of this 2262-nucleotide messenger RNA. It is a transcript of the gene ARIH2, whose product is annotated as ariadne RBR E3 ubiquitin protein ligase 2. Bases 313 to 1857 code for a protein of 514 amino acids. Gene Ontology annotation, cellular component: cytoplasm; ubiquitin ligase complex. The record is from RefSeq and is a predicted model, not a curated record. NCBI's taxonomy places the organism in Eukaryota, Metazoa, Chordata, Mammalia, Primates, Lorisidae. The transcript is spliced from 16 exons. Gene Ontology annotation, biological process: ubiquitin-dependent protein catabolic process; positive regulation of proteasomal ubiquitin-dependent protein catabolic process; protein polyubiquitination. Gene Ontology annotation, molecular function: ubiquitin protein ligase activity; ubiquitin conjugating enzyme binding; zinc ion binding.